This is a messenger RNA of Aegilops tauschii subsp. strangulata, 2690 nucleotides long. Its product is annotated as C2 domain-containing protein At1g53590. Gene Ontology annotation, molecular function: lipid binding. NCBI's taxonomy places the organism in Eukaryota, Viridiplantae, Streptophyta, Magnoliopsida, Poales, Poaceae. The record is from RefSeq and is a predicted model, not a curated record.
GAGGAAAACGGAAACGGGAAACCAAAGCUCCAUCCGAUCCCAUCAGAUCAGAUCCCGGAAGCAAGCAAGCAAAAUUGAAAACCAGAGCGGGUCACGGUGGGCCCGCCGGCCGAGCCCCACCGCAGCUCCCGCGCCCGCGCCACGUGACCUCGCCUGGCCGCCACCGCCCGCCACGUUCCUCCGCCGCCGCCUCCCGAGAGCGGCCGGUGUCCGCCUGGUGGCACAUCCGCUGCGCCAGAGACGACAGCAGAGGCUUCGGCUGCCGCGUCUGUCUCGUCGGGCUUUAUUUUAGCCCCCGCCCCUCCCCACCUUUUGCCUCCUCGCCCCCACCCCACCGCACCGGCUCCUGCCCCCUCCCCUGCAGAGCACGCGCGCGCGCGCACGCCGAGGUUUCCAUUUCGCUCGCCGGCCGAUGGAUAUAACGGAGGUGACGGUGGUGCACCACGUCGCGCUGGUGCUGGCCGCGCUCUGGGCCGCCGGGAACGCCGGCUGGGCGCACCCGGCGCUCUUCCUCCUCGCCCUCGUCUACAUCUUCGCGGUAAAUGCACGGUACACAAUGAGACUGAAGAAGCGAUUACAGUUUGAGGAAAAGAGAAGUGCCAACCAAAGAAGGCUCCUCUCUGAUGCAGAGACAGUGAGGUGGCUAAAUUAUGCUGUUGAGAAGAUGUGGCCAGUGUGCAUGGAAAGGGUUGCAUCCCAGCAGUUCCUUUUGCCCAUAUUCCCCUGGUUCAUAAGCAAGUUCAAACCAUGGACCGCAAGGAAAGCAGAGAUCCAAAGCCUUUACUUGGGUCGGAAUCCGCCGAUGUUUACAGAUAUCAGGGUCGUCAGUCAAUCGACUGAUGAUGACCAUCUGGUUCUGGAGCUAGGAAUGAACUUCCUUGCUGCAGAUGAUAUGGAUGCAAGGAUGGCUGUACAACUGAGGAAGAGAUUAGGGUUUGGUAUUACAGCAAACAUGCAUAUAACUGGCAUGCAUAUUGAAGGCAAGGUCCUUGUUGGUGUGAGGUUUCUUCAACAGUGGCCCUUUAUUGGGCGUGUACGAGUAUGCUUUGUUGAGCCUCCAUACUUCCAGAUGACAGUGAAGCCGCUAUUUAGUCAUGGGCUUGACGUGACUGAACUUCCAGGAAUUUCUGGAUGGCUUGACAGAAUGUUGGAUGUUGCCUUUGGACAGACCCUAGUUGAGCCUAACAUGCUAGUUAUUGAUAUGGAGAAGUUUGCCUCGGAGUCGGAAUCUACAGAUAAUUGGUUUACUGUUGAUGAGAAGCCACCUAUUGCGCAUGCCAAGGUAGAGAUCAUGGAGGGGGCUGACAUGAAACCUUCUGACCCAAAUGGUUUAUCGGACCCGUAUGUGAAAGGCCAGCUCGGACCAUACCGUUUCCAGACAAAGAUCCAUAAGAAAACUCUCAACCCCAAAUGGCUGGAGCAGUUCAAGAUACCAAUUACUUCAUGGGAAUCAUCUAAUCUUCUUUCUCUUCAAGUUCGAGACAAGGACCAUAUCUUUGAUGACCCACUUGGCAAUUGUUCAAUCAGUAUCAAUAAACUGAGAGGAGGACAAAGACACGAUAUGUGGAUUCCACUAAAGCAUAUAAAGACAGGGAGGGUUCAUAUAGCUGUCACGGUACUUGAAGAUGAAAAUGGAAAGGUACCUAGUGAUGAAGAUGAACUGUGUGGAACACCCAAGGAGGGGAAAGCUAGCACACCAGGGUCUAGUUUUUCUUCGAAGACCAACACCGAGAGUGCAUCUUCUGCGGGAUACCGGAAUAUGACCGAUGAAUAUGAACCUGUGGACAUCAAAGGACUGGAAAAGGCUGGAGUCUGGGUACAUCGGCCGGGCAGCGAUGUCGCCGCUACCUGGGAGCCUCGGAAGGGGCGAGCGCGGUGCCAGGAUUCCCAAAUACUACGGGAGAACGAUGGCUGCAGCGAUAGCCCCAGGUCAUCGGUGUCGGAGUCUCAGACAAGCAACUCCAGCACCGAAGAACCAGCCAGCGGCAACAAAUCUCAUCGCCACCUCCGCAAGGUGAAGAAGGGUUUGGUGAAACUGGCUGGAGCUAUGCGCCACAACAAGAACUCCAAGAGCGUGAGCGAUGACGACGAAACCUCUCCGUGCGAAACGCCGCACCCGAACAUACGGCCUGUCGGAGAAAGCAGGGUGUCGGUAACGUAUGUCGUCGACGAAGACCCCGGGAACAGCAGCAUGGAGCGGAGGUCAGAUGACCAGCACUCCAGCCCCGAGAGGGCCGGCGACGAGAGCCCGACAAAGGGACAGCUGAGGAAGAAGGCGGCGCAUAUGGUGAAACAUGCAGGGAAAGCCGCUCAUAACCUGAAGAGCAUGCUCAGCAGGAAAGGUCUUGACAAGGGCAAGGAAGACGAGUGCAGAAACGAGGAGGAAGGCGAUCUCGAUGUGACGAGAGUUGAUUCUUUUCCUGCACGCGGCGGCGCUGUGGGCGAUGCUGCGGAGUCCUUGGCUGAUGGCAAGGACAAAUUGCUGUAGAAUCUGGGUAGCAGUACAUAGAGGUUGACGUUUCUAGGUAGUUACAUGAACCAAACUGCGCUGUAGAAUGGACAAAGUAGCAUCCUUUUGUUGUGUUAGACGAAGUGUGUCCGUAAAUAUUAAUUGUAUACCACGUGCAUUACUAAAGGAUGUUUUUGGCUGGCACCUGAGAGAAAUGUACGUAUAUGUUUUUUGGCUGGCA